AUUGCACCACAUAAGCUCACAAUUCCAAUAUGUGGUCAGGGAGGCAAGAAUAAAAGUAUCUUUGCAGGCCUGCUACACAUUUUCCUAAAAUCAAAUUAAACUAAUCAGUCUGCCCGAAUUAUAGAUCGACACCAUUCUGCUUCUUUUCCACACCAUGCUCUUUCACUCUGCAAUAUCUUGCCUUUUCAGUCUGCUAAGAAGAUUUUCUAUGGCGACCUGAAUUUUCAGGGUAUUUUGGCUUUUGGGAAAGAAUGGCAGUCAAAAGGCCGAGGCCCAUACAGAGUAAACAGAACAAAUCUGUUCUCAUGUUUGACAGUCCCUCAGAAAUCAGAUCAGUGUUCAAGUAUUUUCGUGUUCUGGUUGGAUUUAGGUCUGGUAAAUGUGGUGGAAUUCCCGUUGUAAAAGAUGGGUGUUUGAGCCCAACUUCUCCAUUGGACUUCAAAGGUUCUAGCAGAUAUUCAUCUGGUGUAGGCCUUGGAAUUCUUGUUGCUCUUGAUGAUAAUAACAGUAAUGAGCAGAGCAAGCCCAUGCCAAUUGUCUCUGUAAAACUGCCGUCUUGGAGUAAAUCGGGGAGAAGAGAGGAGAAUGGUGGAAGAUUAUGCAGUUGUACAGAGACUGUUUUUGAAGAUUCUGGGUCCUCUGGUUUAUCCUCGUUUGAACCUGCUGAUUUUCUGUACGCUUGUUAUAUGUGCAGACGGAAAUUGUCCCACCAGAAGGAUAUAUACAUAGGUGACAAGGCAUUUUGUAGCGAGGAAUGCAGACACCAGCAGAUUGCAAGUGAUGAGAGGAAGGAGCGCCGCCCAUCUACCAGUUGUUCAUCAUCUUGUUCGCCCAUAUUCACAAUCACUCCCAUGCCUGCUGCCUUGUACUAAUACUAAUACUUCUACUGUUGGAGAGCCUUAUACAGAAUAUGAAGAUCAAUAUCCAGAUGGUUUUGUAGAUUUUGAGAAGCUUGAAAUCAGAGUAUUUAACUAUUGGAUCUUCUCUUUUGUAGAAUUUUAUAAGAUAAAAUUUAUGAUGGGGGAGUAGCAACAGAGAAAGCAAGGUAUUAGAUAAAAUUUUGCAAGCAUCACACAUUGAAGAACAUUCUCCAAGCAGGGGCAGCGAGCACGGAAAAUGUAUAUGGGUUGAACUCUACUGUUUUGUGUAGUUAAACUGUUCCCCACAGAGGGACACAACAAAACGUUCCCGACUUGAAAACUACCACGUAUACUUUGUAUAUGAAUCUUUACAUGUUUUAAAUUGGUAUAGAGAUCGAAUCUAGGUCUACAUGGUUUGAAGUA
Messenger RNA from Cryptomeria japonica (Japanese cedar), 1283 nucleotides. RefSeq names its product FCS-Like Zinc finger 14. The transcript is spliced from 2 exons. NCBI's taxonomy places the organism in Eukaryota, Viridiplantae, Streptophyta, Pinopsida, Cupressales, Cupressaceae. The record is from RefSeq and is a predicted model, not a curated record. The coding region runs from base 252 to 872 and encodes 206 amino acids.